UACCGCAGAACACCGCGCGCCACGCCCCGCGCCGAAGAGCACCCCCCUCUUGCUCGAAAGCCGAGGGAGGCCGCCGCUCGUCUCCGCUGUGGGCCGCCCCGCCCCGCGGUGGGACGUGCCGGGAUGCCGUCUGCGGAGGCGCCCCCGGAGCUGCGGCUCCUCGCGGCGCUGGAGGGCGCCGUGCGCGCGAGUGACGCCCGGGCGGCGGGCGGCCUGCUGGCCGAUCCGAGCCUGCAGGCACCGAUGCGGCGCGUGGCCGAGCGGCUGCACCAGCUCGUCGACCCCAGGCUGCACAGUUUCGUCCUGCCGGCCCCGGCGCUCCGGCGCACGGCCCCUGCGCCGCGGCCGCCGCCGGCCUCGGAGGGCCCGCCGAGCGCGCCCUCCCGGGAGCCCCGCGGCGGCGAGGGCGCCUGGCCCGCGCCCCGCCACGCGGAUGCCAAGGGGGCACGCAGCGGACGCCCCCGUCGGAUCGCGGACGACCCGUUCGGCC
This is a messenger RNA of Prorocentrum cordatum, 490 nucleotides long. The record is from the annotation of a GenBank genome assembly. NCBI's taxonomy places the organism in Eukaryota, Dinophyceae, Prorocentrales, Prorocentraceae.